AUCCUCUAUAGGAAUUUGACAAGCUUGACUUAUCUCUAUUUGCAACAAAACAAACUUAGUGGAUCUAUUCCUCUGGAAAUAGGGAAUUUGACAAGCUUAAUUGAUCUCUAUUUGCAAAAAAACCAACUCAGUGGAUCUAUUCCCCUUCAAAUGUGUACUCUGUCGAGGCUAACUCACCUUGACUUGUCCUUCAAUUCUCUCACCGGCGAGUUGCCUCCAUGUAUCCAAAACCUCACUAGGCUUCAAGUUCUUAGGAUCGGUUUUAAUCACAUCAAUGGCUCUAUCCCUCUUGAGUUGGGAAAUUUGGAGAGAUUGACCAACUUGGAUCUCGAGGACAAUUUGCUUAAUGGUGUAGUCCCUUCGACUAUUGGUCGCUUGCACAAUUUACGAUCCCUUAGAUUUAACUCAAACAAUUUAAGUGGCUUUAUCCCUCUUGAACUAGGGAACCUCGCAAAAUGAAUGUUGUUAAUUUAGGUUUCAACAACUUCACUGGUCCCAUUCCGUCUUCUAUAGGGAAUUUGACGAGCUUGAAUUAUCUCAAUUUGCGAAGAAACCAACUCGGUGGAUCUAUUCCUCCAAAAAUAGGGAAUUUGACGAGCUUGAAUUAUCUCAAUUUGCGAGGAAACCAACUUGGUGGAUCUAUUCCUCCGGAAAUAGGGAAUUUGACGAGCUUGACUCGUCUCAAUUUGCGAGGAAAUCAACUCGGUGGAUAUAUUCCUUCAAAAAUAGGGAAUUUGACAGGCUUGGCUUAUCUUGAUUUGCGAGGAAACCAACUCAAUGGAUCUAUUCCUCCAGAAAUAGGGAAUUUGACAAGCUUGACUUAUCUCUAUUUGCAAGAAAACAAACUCAGUGGAUGUAUUCCGUCGCAAAUAGGCAAUUUGAAGAGCUUGAUUGCGCUGAAUUUACAUGAAAAUAGAAUUGAUUGUGCCAUCCCAUCGAAAAUAGGAGAUUUAAGGGAUCUCCGACAGCUAGAUUUGAGCUCGAACAACUUGGUCGGGGAAAUCCCCUUUCAACUUGGGAAACUGAGCUACUUAAACUAUCUCGAUCUUCACAACAAUUCUCUUUCUGGCUCCAUUCCAAAUAAUCUCAAGGCUGUCUUUCCUGAUACUGCUUUUCUUGGCAACAAAGAUCUGAACCAGUUUCAUGAAACCCAAGCCCCCAAAAGAAGGUCUAGCGUAAUUCAUUAUAUGACGGUGUUCAUUCCACUAGCUGGGAUUUCCUGUAUAGUGGUUGGAUCUUGCUUUCUAUUUCGAUGUGCAACAAAAACAGAGCAACCGGAGACUACAGAGAAAAAUGGAAAUUUCUUGUCAAUAUGGAAUUAUGACGGGAGGAUUGCUUAUGAAGACAUAAUUGAUGCAACAGAGGAUUUCGAUCUCAAAUAUUGCAUCGGGACUGGUGGUUAUGGUAGCGUUUAUAGAGCACGAUUGCCCAAUGGAAAAGUUGUGGCAUUGAAGAAACUUCACCGUCUUGAAGCAGAGGACCCAUCCUUCGACAAGAGCUUUCGAAAUGAAGUGAAACACUUGACAGAAAUAAGGCAUAGAAGCAUAAUCAAGCUCCAUGGUUUCUGCUUACACAGGCGAUGCAUGUUCUUAGUUUACGAAUACAUGGAAAAUGGGAGUCUAUUAUGUGCUUUGAGAGAUGAUAUUGAAGCCGUGGAAUUGGAUUGGUCCAAAAGAGUCAAUCUCAUCCAGGAUAUAGCAUAUGCUUUGUCUUACAUGCACCAUGAUUGCGUUCGGGCAAUUGUUCAUCGAGACAUAUCUAGCAAUAACAUCUUACUCAACAGUAAAAUGCAGGCUUUUGUAUCAGAUUUUGGCACCGCGAGACUUCUAGGUCAUGAUUCCUCAUCUAACUUCACUGCAAAUAUCGCUGGCACCUAUGGAUACAUUGCACCAGAGCUUGCAUAUUCUUUGGUUGCCAAUGAGAAAUGCGACGUAUAUAGUUUUGGAGUGACAGCAAUGGAAACAAUGAUGGGUGAGCAUCCAAGAGAUAUUAUAUCUAUCUUGUUGACAUCCUCUGGAGAAGAUAUCAUGCUGCAUAAAAUUGUAGACCAGCGGUUGCCUUUUCCAAGAGAGAACUCUGUUGCAAGAAGUAUUGUUUUGGUAGUUUCUCUAGCGCUUGCUUGCUUGAGUGCUAAUCCAAAGUCUCGACCAACUAUGAAGCAAGUCUCCGAAGCUUUUCUAGCUCGAAAGUCAACAUUGGCAAAGCCCUUCCAUGAGAUCUCAUUGGCUCAGCUUCGAUAUGUUAAUAGAUCACGGUUGGAAGGUGAAUCAACAGAGCUUCAUCAGGACAGAGCGAGGAGUAAGGGUCAUUAAGUGCUUGUCUAGUAAAGAGAUAAUUGAUAAUGAAGCUGCAAUUUGGUGAAAGUGAUUGAGCAUAUAAAAUUGUAUGGCUUCUGCAAAUUAGUAAGUCUUGUUAAACUCUUUUCCAUUCUAUGCUGUAAGAGUGAGAUGCAGUUUAUUUAUGACACAACAAAAAACCACGAUUACUUUUGA
Messenger RNA from Eucalyptus grandis, 2492 nucleotides. RefSeq names its product MDIS1-interacting receptor like kinase 2-like. The transcript has 2 exons. The record is from RefSeq and is a predicted model, not a curated record. Gene Ontology annotation, biological process: protein phosphorylation. Gene Ontology annotation, molecular function: protein binding; protein kinase activity; ATP binding. The coding region runs from base 456 to 2312 and encodes 618 amino acids. NCBI's taxonomy places the organism in Eukaryota, Viridiplantae, Streptophyta, Magnoliopsida, Myrtales, Myrtaceae.